AUGACACAAAUAGUUGACGAUUCAUCAAAAAAUCUUCAAUCAAAAGGCAAAGGCAGACAAAUUGAUGAAGAUGAAACAAUUAAUGCAAAGAAAGAAAUUAUAAAUGCCAAAAAGGUUGAUGAUGAGUAUCAACUUAAAGCUAUUGAAUGGCUAGAUCCAAAUGUUGGUAAACUACGAAAAUUAAAAGUUAUCACUCAGAACGAAAAUGGCCCAUGUCCACUAUUAGCACUAUGCAAUGUUUUAUUAUUACGUGGUGAUAUUGAAAUCAAACCGUAUGAUCGACCAACUGUAACUUAUGAUUUUUUGGUAGAGUUAUUGGGUGAUUAUUUAUUAAAAUCGGUUCCUGAUGGUGAAGCACAAAUUCAAAAAAUAUUACAAAUAAAAAGCGAAAAACAUCAAAAAGAUGAAAUAAAGAAUCAAUUAAAAAACCAAAAGGAUUCGAAAUAUGACAUGAAAGAUGAAUCAAAAGACCAAGCAAAAAAUCAAGAGGACGUGAAAGAUAAGCUAAGAUAUCAAGCAAAAGAUCAAAAUGACAUGAAAGAUGAAUUAAAAGACCAGGCAAAAGAUCAAAAUGAUUUAAAAGAUGAAAUUAAAGAGGAAGAAAAUCUAGAUAAAAAAUUAGAAUCCUCAACAAUAACAACAACAAAUUAUAUUAAUAAAGAAAGUUCAAAUAAUGUAGAUUCUGAGCAACUUGAAGACAAUAAUCACGACCAAUCAUCUAAAGAAGAUAUAAUAAUAGGGAAAACCCCCGAAAUAACUCGACCAUCACUACAAGAUUAUCAUCACACUCUUAACACCGCAUUAUCUAUUAUUCCAUCUUUACAAACAGGACUAGAUGUUAAUGUUAGGUUCAAUACGAUUCACGGAUUUGAACCUACAGCCGAAUUGUCAGUGUUUGAUGUGUUUGAUGUGGAUUUGGUUCAUGGAUGGGUAAUUGACCCACAAGAAAUUGAUUUUUGGGAUGUUGUGGUGGUGAAAUGUGGUAGUUAUAAUAAAGCAGUUGAGUGUGUUGUACGUGGUGAUUCUGUUAGUAAAGGUGUCGUGGUGGAAAGUUCUGGUGUUAGUGGUAGCGACAGAGUCAAUAAUGAUUAUUCAGGAUAUUUUGAUGACAACAAUGAUAAAAACUUGGAUACUGAUGAUAAAAAUAAGAUAAGAGAUGCCUUGAUUACAUCUCAAUUUUUGGAAUCUACUGCGACCCAAUUAACAUACCAUGGAUUAUUAUCAUUAUCAGAAACUUUACCACCAGGCCAUAUAUGUGUAUUAUUCAGGAACAAUCAUUUUUCAACGCUUUAUAAACAUCCAAAAACUUUGACAUUAUAUGUGUUGGUAACUGAUGCGGGAUUUGUUAAUGAGAGAACAGUUGUUUGGGAAUCAUUAAUCGAUGUUGACCAAUCAUCAUCUGAAUUUGUCAAUGCACAUUUUGAAAAGUGCGAAGCUGUCGGUGGUGAUUAUGUGGAUGUUGAUGACAAUAACCAUAAUGAUUCUGAUGUAUUUGCUUUUUCAACUACUGAUGAUGAUGAAAUGAAAUUUGAUUAA
Molecule: messenger RNA, 1536 nt
Organism: Entrophospora sp. SA101
Lineage: Eukaryota; Fungi; Glomeromycota; Glomeromycetes; Entrophosporales; Entrophosporaceae
Source: the annotation of a GenBank genome assembly